Triplophysa dalaica is the source of this 2055-nucleotide messenger RNA. RefSeq names its product NAD(P) dependent steroid dehydrogenase-like (gene nsdhl). The coding region runs from base 649 to 1686 and encodes 345 amino acids. Gene Ontology annotation, molecular function: 3-beta-hydroxy-Delta5-steroid dehydrogenase (NAD+) activity. The transcript is spliced from 7 exons. Gene Ontology annotation, biological process: steroid biosynthetic process. The record is from RefSeq and is a predicted model, not a curated record. NCBI's taxonomy places the organism in Eukaryota, Metazoa, Chordata, Actinopteri, Cypriniformes, Nemacheilidae.
AAUUUGCCGAUUUAUAUCUCAUCAAUCUUACCUCAAUCUAAAAAAAAACAAUUACGUUUAUUGCAAAGGUCGUUAUUAUUUAUACAGUACACGUUAUUAAACUUCUCUUAUAAUAUCCCUUUUUUGCCCUAGCAUGUUUGGAGAGAAGUAUCUUGUGUUUAGUAUAAAACAUUCAACAAUAACCUUUAGCAAGAUAAUUUAAACGCUUACUUCAUGAUCAUGUUAGGGGAGGCGAAUGUGUUCUCCCAGAUUGAUUGGUCAGGGUGGUGGCGCUCUUUGACGUUACCGUUUUGUUAUUGGUCAAGCUCACACGUUGACGUGAAUGUGGGCAGCCGGUUCAACCAAUCAGGGAGUUCAGCACUCUCUGCCGAUGAUGGCUUCAUAUGUUAUCAUUACAGCUGGAGUGUUCAACAGGUGAGCAUCGCUGUUUCAGUACAACUACUGUUCAAGAGAAACGUUUCUUAUGUCGUGUGCAGCGAGCUGGUCCGUAGGAGUAAGUGUGGUUAUUGAAAACAAAUAAUUAAGACGGAACGGCGAUAUAGUCCAGCAGAUUUAACCGUCAAUACCCCGUAACGUAAGUUCUGAAAAAGUAGAUAUUGUGCAGUGAACUGGUUCACCUGCUGUUCAAAGGAGCCGGAAGAAUCAAACAUGGCAACUCGUAUCAGACCUAGUAACAAGCGGUGUGCUGUCAUCGGGGGAUCGGGGUUUCUCGGCCGGCACCUUGUGGAGCGCUUGGUGGACAGAGGAUACGCAGUAGCUGUGUUUGAUAUCAGGCAGAGUUAUGAACUUCCAGGAGUGACCUUUUACCAGGGAGACCUGUGCGACAAACACGCUUUGCUGAUGGCUUUGAAAGAUGUGUCUAUAGUAUUUCAUUGUGCUUCACCUGCACCAGCCAGUGAUGACCGCGCUCUAUUUCAGCGGGUCAAUAUUGAUGGCACACGUACUGUUAUACAGGCCUGUCAUGAGGCAGGUGUACAGAAAUUGGUCCUGACCAGCAGUGCAAGCGUGGUGUUUGAAGGAACUGACAUCAAGAAUGCAAAAGAGGAUUUGCCUUACGCGAAAAGGCCAAUUGAUUAUUACACAGAGACCAAAAUACAACAGGAGAAGAUGGUGUUGGAGGCCUGCAGUAAGGAGAGGGAUUUCCUCACUGUUGCUAUUCGACCUCAUGGCAUCUUUGGCCCCCGCGACCCACAGUUAGUGCCCAUUCUGGUAGAUGCUGCCCGCAGAGGAAAGAUGAAGUUCAUCAUCGGAGAUGGAUCUAACCUUGUGGACUUUACUUAUGUGGAGAAUGUAGUUCAUGGGCAUAUUUUAGCAGCUGAACGCCUGAAGAUCGAUUCUCCAUUGUGCGCUCAGGCUUACCACAUAACCAAUGAUGAGCCAGUGCGUUUCUGGGACUUUAUGUCACAGAUUCUGGUGGGUCUGGGUUACAGCGCACCCCGGUACCACCUGCCCUACAUGCUGGUCUAUGGAAUAGCUCUGUUGCUGUGGCUGAUAGCCUUCAUAAUGCGGCCCCUGGUCCAGAUCAAACCCACCUUCACUCCCAUGAGAGUCGCUCUGGCCGGCACUCACCAUUACUACAGCUGUGCCCGUGCCAAACAGGACAUGGGUUAUCAGCCUGUUGUCCCUUUAAAAGAAGCAAUAGCACAUACAGUAGAGAGUUAUCCACAUCUACGGAAGGGAGCGUAAACCCCAGGAAAUAAUUCUCGCUUCCUCACUUGAUUCCUCAGCAGAAACAUGAGCCUGAACUCUGGAUUACCAGUGUUUACUGUACUGUAAAGUAGGUUAUAUUUACAGUGCACUUCAUCAGUCCUUCACGAUCUCAAACAGAUUUAUGUUGGGGGAAGUUGUGUGACCGCUAUUAAGUUUUUCAGGUGGGCUGUAUAAACGUCAAACAAAUCAAGUAUUUUGUCUCGCAUUCUUUUUCUGGUUAAACCGUUUAAAGUCAACAUGAACUUUGCAAGCCAGAAUAUCCAAUUGCAAAUCAAAUAAAACCAAAAAUAACCAAAACAUGUGUUUGCUGUAAUCUUUAAAGUAAUAAAGCUAAGUUUUAAUGUU